Messenger RNA from Cutaneotrichosporon oleaginosum, 1650 nucleotides. RefSeq lists its product as uncharacterized. Lineage: Eukaryota; Fungi; Basidiomycota; Tremellomycetes; Trichosporonales; Trichosporonaceae. The record is from RefSeq and is a predicted model, not a curated record. Gene Ontology annotation, biological process: proton export across plasma membrane; intracellular potassium ion homeostasis; sodium ion export across plasma membrane. Gene Ontology annotation, molecular function: sodium:proton antiporter activity. Gene Ontology annotation, cellular component: plasma membrane.
AUGGUCAAGCUUGACAUCAAUGAGACAUCGCAGGCGCUCGCCGUCUUCGGCGGGUAUCUCAUUUUCUUUGGUCUCGUAUCUUUCUUCUUGAAGGACCGCCUCUUCAUGUCCGAAACACUGAUGGCAUUCCUAAUCGGUGUCGCCUUUGGGCCCAUUGGCGCUGGUAUCUUCUCGCCCAUCGACUGGGUGCACGGAGACGUACAUCAUCUCGACUACAUCACUUACCAGAUUUCGCGCAUCGUUUUGGGCAUCCAAGUCUUGUUCACCGGUCUCAACCUGCCGAAACAGUAUUGUUGGCGCGAGAAAACCAGCCUCGCAGUCCUCCUGUUUCCCAUCAUGACUGCCGCCUGGUUCACGGUCGGUCUCUUGGUUUGGGGCCUCAUUCCCGGUAUGACCUUCUGCGAGGCACUUGUUAUCGGCUCUUGCGUCACUCCCACGGACCCCGUCUUGGCCAACUCCAUCUGCAAAGGCCACUUCGCCGAGAAGUAUGUCCCGCUCGGCGUCCGCAACAUCAUCCUUGCCGAGGCUGGCGCGAAUGAUGGUCUGGGAUUCCCCUUUCUUUUCGUUCCUCUGCUUCUGAUUCUACGCUAUGAGCCAGGCAACGUGGUCAGCACGGUUGGUGGUGCCGUCGGUCAGUGGUUCUACGACAUCGUCGUUUACCAGAUCAUCCUGUCGUGUGUGCUGGGGAUGGUGAUCGGUUUCAUCGCACGCAAAGCGCUCCACCACGCCGAGAAGCACAGCCUGAUCGAACACGAGUCGUACCUCGCCUUCAGCGUCGCCAUAACCUUUCUCACCCUCGGCGUGGUCGGCAUCCUCGGCUCGGACGACAUCCUAGCCUGCUUUGUCGUCGGCAACGUGAUCAACUGGGACGACAGCUAUCGCGAGGGCAGCGACGGCCAAGCCUUCCAAGAAGUCAUCGACAGCCUUCUCACCAGCGGUGCUUUCCUUUUCAUCGGCGCCGUCAUGCCAUGGGACCACUUCGGCAGCUUCUGGAGCAUCACGCCCUGGCGCCUCGUCGCCCUCGGCAUCUGUGUGAUGCUGUUCCGCCGCCUCCCCUGGGUCUGGAUGCUCUCGCCCAUCAUCCCCGCGCUCCCGACGUGGCGCGAGGCCCUUUUCGCCGGCUACUUCGGGCCUAUCGGCGUCGGCGCACUCUUCUACGCCCAAGUCGCCCUCCACUGGGUCCCCCACAGCCGCACGCAGCUGCACGACACGGUACUCCCCGUCGUCUACUUCUUGAUCAUGACCUCGAUCAUCGUGCACGGCAUCACCAUCCCGAUCGGCAUGCUCAUGGAGCGCCUGAUGGGCUUUGACCCCGCCAAGCUCUUCUCCACUGCCGAUACGUCAGUGGACGAGAGCAGCCGCCGCGAGACCCCGGCCGCCCGCCCCACGCUCCCCAUGCACAACACGAGCUCGUCUCUGACCCUCGAGGUGGCGUCCACGAAGACCGCCGAGGACGCAAACCUCAACGUGUCCGGCAAGGUUGGUAAAGCCGGCAAAGCAGGCUCUAUCAGCGAGAGCUUCAUGAGCCUCAGGGAGGACAACGAGAGCAUCUGUGACCCCGAUCAAGGCCCUGCGUGGAGUCGCGCCUCGGAAGUCAGCGUCAACAGCCCGCCCGACGUCGGCUCUCACAAGGCGACCUCGCCUGUGUGA